Molecule: messenger RNA, 1154 nt
Organism: Lotus japonicus
Lineage: Eukaryota; Viridiplantae; Streptophyta; Magnoliopsida; Fabales; Fabaceae
Exons: 2
Coding region: 18-875 (285 amino acids)
Source: RefSeq, a predicted model, not a curated record
UAUAAAUCACAAUUCCCAUGCACAUGAUACAGAGCUCAACCACAUCUCACAGUAUCCAACUCCACACAACUUCAUCUUCUCUUCUCUUCUCUUCCAACCUCAGAAGUCAGAACAGGAAAAAAAUGGUCUCCCUUGAACCUGUUCAGGGUAACCCCAGAUCUAUAGAUGCACCUUCAAGUCCUAGAAUUUCUUUCUCAGCUGAGUUCCUAGAUGAUGAAAACUUCAUCUCCAUAAGUCCAAACCCUGUGUAUGAAAGAGAUCAUCAAGAAAAGGAACAGAGGAAUCCAGAGUUUGAGUUCCUAUCAAGCAAAGGGAGCAACAACAACACUGUGGUAACUGCUGAUGAGCUUUUCUUUGAAGGGAAGCUCUUACCGUUCUGGCAGAUGCAGCAUCUAGAGAAGCUUAACAAGAUCAGCCUCAAACCCAAAGAUGAAAGGGAAUUACAAGAGGAAGAGGGACAAGUGGAAGUGGUGGUAGUGAGUAACAGCAACAAGGAAGAUAGUAGUAGAGUGAAUAAUUGGUUUGUGGAUGAUGACCCAUCUCCUAGACCACCAAAGUGCACUGUUCUUUGGAAAGAGUUGUUGAGGUUGAAGAAGCAACGCUCAUCAACCUUAUCACCCUCUUCUUCUUCCUCUUCAUCUUCCUCAUCCGCGAGCUCGCUCGGGGAUGUUGCGGCCAAAGAAGGUAAAGAUGGGACAAGGAGUAAAGAUCAGCAGCAUGUGAAGAGGUUGAAGAAAGGGUUGGAGAGGACAAGGUCAGCUACUAUUAGAAUUAGACCAAUGAUCAAUGUUCCAAUUUGCACACAGGUGAAGAGCAGUGCCUUGCCUCCUCUUUUUCCACCUAAGAAAGGGAAAUUGGAGAGUAGAGGCCAGUGAUGUUUUCUGCUUGUCACUGUGUGUAGAUCCAGAAUUCCUGAACGUGAGUCCCACAAUGGUAACUAUCAGCCACAGACAUGUGAUCAACGGUCUCAAAAUUAAUGAGUGGUAAGAGUUAUAACUUAAGAGAGAGAGAGAGUAUAGAGAGCAAUUUGAGUGUACGCCUAACGGUCUUUAAGCAUUAUUUUCUGUUGAAGAACUUGUGAUUUUUAUAGCAUUGAAGAUCAUAUAUAGAUACAAUGCACUAACUAAUGCAGCAUGGUCAACAUUCAUAUAUAA